AUGUCGCCUCUUAAGGGACACUUCUUGUCCGCUGGAAAGCCGACACAUAAGCUUGCUUGUUUCAUUCAAUCGCGUAUCUUCCGGGACGCCUACAAGCGUGAACAGUUUGCCAAAUUCGAAGUCGAACGUCGAGCCCUCCGCUUCAUUAUUGCCAGCAAUCAAUUCAAUGCCAGACAAAAGACCGAGGCACAGUUACAACUUACACAGCUACCGGUUAGCAGCCAGCCGACUAAGAUUAAGAACAGAUGUACCGUUGGAGGAAGAGGGAGGUCCGUGUUUAGGGAGUUCAAGAUGGGAAGGUUCCCGUUCAGAUUGGCGGCUUUGGCAGGAGACCUGCCUGGUGUGAAGAAGGCUAGUUGGUAG
This is a messenger RNA of Orbilia oligospora ATCC 24927, 363 nucleotides long. RefSeq lists its product as uncharacterized. Gene Ontology annotation, molecular function: structural constituent of ribosome. Gene Ontology annotation, biological process: translation. The coding region runs from base 1 to 363 and encodes 120 amino acids. The transcript is spliced from 3 exons. The record is from RefSeq and is a predicted model, not a curated record. Lineage: Eukaryota; Fungi; Ascomycota; Orbiliomycetes; Orbiliales; Orbiliaceae. Gene Ontology annotation, cellular component: ribosome; mitochondrial small ribosomal subunit.